Messenger RNA from Polyodon spathula (Mississippi paddlefish), 4368 nucleotides. RefSeq names its product phospholipid-transporting ATPase IF-like. Gene Ontology annotation, cellular component: endoplasmic reticulum; recycling endosome; plasma membrane. Gene Ontology annotation, molecular function: ATPase-coupled intramembrane lipid carrier activity; magnesium ion binding; ATP hydrolysis activity. Gene Ontology annotation, biological process: phospholipid translocation. NCBI's taxonomy places the organism in Eukaryota, Metazoa, Chordata, Actinopteri, Acipenseriformes, Polyodontidae. The coding region runs from base 446 to 3895 and encodes 1149 amino acids. The transcript is spliced from 30 exons. The record is from RefSeq and is a predicted model, not a curated record.
AAAAACGGCGACUCUGAAAAAAAUAAAAACAAAAGCAAUCCCAAUUACGCUUAUUAUAAGCGGACUUGGCAACUGUGCACUUGUGUGAAGUGUACCUUCGCGUUAACAUAGUGACCCCCUCUGCUGAGACCACAUCUAGGCGUCACUUCCUGGAUGAUGACAAGCUUUAGCUAGUUUCGGGAUGAGUGGAGCAGAAGCGGCGCAGACUGAGCCGAGGAAAGCGAAUGAGGUGCAGGGGGCUGUAGCGACACUGAGCGAACUCGACUCCACCACCACUAACCUGGCGGAAGAUUCGCACUCAGGCAUGGGGAACAAAAGGCGAUUUUAAUUACACAAACAGCGAACCUGGACCUGUAAUUAAGGCGCUAAGAGAACUGGGAAAAUUAUAUAUAUAUAUGCUUUUAAAAAGGGAUUGUUGUUUAAACCGCGAGGAGAUUACACCAGGAUGCUACGGUGGAUUCGACAACAGCUGGGUUUUGACCCACCCCACCAAAGUGAAACCAGGACAGUCUAUAUAGCUAACAAGUUUCCAGAGCAUGAUCACUAUGUGCCCCAGAAGUUUGCAGACAACAGAAUCAUAUCAUCCAAGUAUACGGUUUGGAAUUUUGUUCCCAAGAACUUAUUUGAACAGUUCAGAAGAAUAGCCAAUUUUUAUUUUCUUAUUAUAUUUCUUGUUCAGCUCAUGAUUGACACCCCUACUAGUCCCAUCACCAGCGGACUUCCAUUAUUUUUUGUAAUCACAGUAACAGCCAUAAAACAGGGUUAUGAAGACUGGUUGAGACACAAAGCAGACAAUGAAGUCAAUGGAGCCCCUGUUUAUGUUGUCCGAAGUGGCAGCCUUGUACAAACGAAAUCAAAAAACAUAAGGGUCGGGGAUAUUGUAAGAGUAGGCAAAGAUGAAACUUUCCCUGCAGAUUUAGUUUUGCUGUCCUCUGACAGAGAAGGUGGGACAUGUCACAUCACUACAGCCAGCUUGGAUGGAGAGACUAAUCUAAAGACCCACUUUGCAGUGCCUGAAACGGCAGUGGCUCAGUCAGUCUCCAGGCUAGAGGCUUUGGUAGCCAUUAUCGAAUGCCAGCAACCAGAGGCAGAUCUAUACAGAUUUGUGGGGCGAAUAACCAUUACCCAGCAGGAAGAGGAAAUUGUACGACCUUUAGGAUCAGAAAACCUACUCCUUCGGGGAGCAAGAUUGAAAAACACCAAACAAAUUUUUGGUGUAGCCGUGUACACAGGCAUGGAGGCAAAAAUGGCUUUGAAUUACAAGUGCAAAUCACAGAAACGCUCCGCUGUUGAGAAAUCAAUGAACACGUUUCUGCUCAUCUACCUGGGAAUCCUGUUGUUUGAAGCCAUUCUGAGCACCAUCUUGCAGUAUGCAUGGCAAGCUGAAUCAAAGUGGGAUGAGCCAUGGUAUAACCAAAAGACUGAGCAAGAGAGGAACAGCAGCAAAAUUUUGAGGUUCAUCUCAGACUUUCUUGCUUUCCUUGUUCUGUACAAUUUCAUCAUCCCCAUCUCGCUGUAUGUAACUGUGGAGAUGCAGAAAUUCCUUGGCUCAUUUUUCAUUGGCUGGGAUCUUGAUCUGUACCAUGAGGAGACUGACCAGAAGGCACAAGUGAAUACCUCUGACCUAAAUGAAGAACUGGGACAGGUGGAAUACGUGUUUACUGAUAAGACCGGGACCUUAACAGAGAACGAAAUGCAGUUUCGUGAAUGCUCCAUUAAUGGCAUUAAAUACCAUGAGUUCAAUGGCAAAUUGGUCCCAGAAGGAAUGACAGAUGAUUAUCCUGAUGGAUAUUUACCAAGACUGAGUGGAGAGGAAGAGCUCUUCCUGAAGGCAGUCUCACUUUGUCACACAGUGCAGAUCAGCUAUGAUCAAACAGACGGCCUACAGGACAGUUUCAGGCAUGCCAAUGGUAUAUCAUCCCAGAUGGAAUACUAUGCCUCCUCACCAGAUGAGAAAGCUUUAGUGGAGGCUACAAAAAGGAUUGGUGUAACCUUCGCAGGGAGCAAUGGGGAAAAUAUAGAAAUUAAAACAUUCGGAAGAUCAGAGAAGUAUAAACUGCUACAUGUUUUAGAGUUUGAUGCAAAUAGAAGAAGAAUGAGUGUUAUUUUACAAACACCAUCGGGAGAAAAGGUGCUGUUCACUAAAGGAGCAGAGUCUUCGAUUCUUCCAUUCACCCGAAGUGGAGAAAUAGAAAAAACAAGGGUCCACGUAGAUGAGUUUGCUUUAAAAGGACUGAGGACUCUUGUGGUAGCCUGUAGACACUUCACCCCUGAAGAAUAUCAAGAGGUGGACCGGCGCCUCCACGAGGCCAGGACUGCACUGCAACAGAGAGAGGAGCGCCUAGCUGAGGUCUUCAGCUUCAUUGAAAAAGACCUGGCGCUCCUGGGAGCCACUGGAGUGGAAGACAAGUUACAAGAGAAAGUCCAGGAGACAAUUGAAUCCCUCAGACUGGCUGGAAUUAAAGUGUGGGUGCUAACAGGAGACAAGCAUGAAACUGCAGUCAGUGUUAGUUUGUCCUGUGGACAUUUUCACAGAACGAUAAAUAUCUUGGAACUUGUACAGCAGAAAUCUGACAAUGAAUGUGCAGAACAGCUGAGAAAACUUGCCAGAAGAAUUAAAGAGGACCAUGUGGUCCAGCAUGGCCUGGUUGUUGAUGGAGCCAGCCUUUCUCUAGCACUCAGGGAGCAUGAGAAAUUGUUUAUGGAUGUCUGCAGAAACUGCUCAGCCGUGCUUUGUUGUCGCAUGGCACCCUUGCAGAAAGCAAAAGUGGUACGACUGAUAAAGACUUCUCCAGAGAAGCCCAUCACAUUGGCUAUUGGCGAUGGAGCCAAUGAUGUUAGUAUGAUUCAGGAGGCCCAUGUGGGUAUAGGGAUCAUGGGUAAAGAGGGAAGGCAAGCUGUCAGAAACAGUGACUAUGCAAUUGCAAGAUUUAGAUUCCUCUCAAAGUUACUGCUGGUCCACGGUCACUUCUACUAUAUUAGAAUAGCAAACCUUGUACAGUACUUUUUCUACAAGAAUGUGUGUUUUAUCACACCCCAGUUUUUAUACCAGUUUGUCUGUCUGUUUUCACAGCAGACGCUGUAUGACAGUGUAUACCUUACACUAUACAACAUCUCUUUCACAUCCUUGCCCAUUCUGGUGUACAGUCUCUUUGAACAGCUGGUGCAUCCCCAUGUAUUACAAAGCAAACCUGGUCUUUACAGAGAUAUAAGCAAAAAUUCCCUCUUGUCUUUCAAAUCCUUUUUGUAUUGGACAUUACUAGGAUUCUCCCACGCCUUGGUGUUCUUUUUUGGUUCGUAUCUUUUAAUGGGAGAAGACACAUCAUUAAUGGGAACUGGAAAGAUGUUUGGCAACUGGACGUUUGGAACUUUGGUUUUCACAGUUAUGUUCAUUACGGUAACAUUAAAGCUGGCUCUAGAGACACAUUUCUGGACGUGGAUGAACCACUUUGUGACAUGGGGUUCCUUAGCAUUUUACUUCAUAUUCUCCUUAUUUUAUGGAGGAAUCAUUUGGCCCUUUUUGCACACACAGGACAUGUAUUUUGUCUUUGUUCAGUUGCUCUCCAGUGGUUCAGCUUGGUUUGCCAUUAUCAUCAUAGUCAUUAUCUGCCUUUUCCCUGAUGUCAUAAAGAAGGUUUUAUACAGACAUGUUCAACCAAUGAACACCCAGAAAGCACAGCAUUCCGAAACCCAUAACGGCAUCAGCUGCUUGGACGCAAUGUGCUGUUUCUCAGAUGGGGAGACGGCUUGUGCGCCGGUGGGAAGAAUUAUGGAGCGAAUGAUGGGCCGAUGCAACCCAUCGCGGCUUAGAAGACUUUGGAGUGACCCGGACUUCUUCAAUUCCAACGACAGAAGCAUCUUGACACUCUCGCCUAUGGAGGCCACUUCCUGCUAAUGUAUCAAGGACUUUAUCACAGCUAAAUAAGCCCUAUAUUCUCUUCAGUGCUUUGGUUAUUUUCCAUUCAAAAAAGGGCAUACUUUGACUCGCCUUUUUAUUAUACAGAAAUUAAAAAGCAUCAAAUAUUGUUACUUAGUUAGUUAAACUAGCUUCUGAGCUCAUCAAACUACCGUAGAAGUAUUUAGCGCCUGUAGUUUUCUUUCCACAAAGAGAAACCAAAUGGACACAGCUUUAAUAGCUUACUGAUUACUGCAACUCUACCAUCUUGAAUAUACAGCUAUGUCCAAAAGUUUUGCAUCACCCUGGCUUCAUAAAGUUUAUUGAAACCUGCUGAAUAAUGUUACCUUCCAUAUACGUAACAAAAAAUGUGACAUGUCGAAAUCCAACAUGUAAUGCUCUACUACUAUUAUGGCUUCCAGUACACUUUUGUGAUUAUUGUUUUGUAUGUUUUUUUUUUUUUUUUUUUUCGA